GUUAUCCACUCCUACCUAUAUUGGUCUUUCCUUCCCGUCGUUUGCGAAAUCAUUGACGCGCUUACUCAUGCUAGGGAGCAUGUGGAAUGAUAUCAGACUACGACAAGAUCAGGCACGAUUGGUAUAAAAGCUGACUCACGACGUACAAUUCUCCCCAAAAAAUUCUUUCCUUUAUACACCCACAAUCUCGAAACAUGGUCCAACCCGAAUCUGAGAUCAAGCUAGAAUACGACUCGAAAGGCAUGCCAUUCAGGCGCCUUGGACCUAGCGGUCUGCGAGUACCUCUAUUCUCUUACGGAGGAUGGCUUACACUCGGGCAAAGUGUGGUGGGGGACCCAUGCAAGGAAAUCAUAAAGACUGCAUUCGAGAAUGGAAUCAACAUGUUUGAUACGGCAGAGGCGUAUAACAAGGGUGAAUGUGAGAAGGAACUCGGUCGUGUCUUCAAAGAAUUAGGCCUCCGACGUACUGACCUUGUCAUUACAACUAAACUGUUCUGGGGUGUUCGAGCAGGACCGAAUGCUGGCGGGCUGUCUCGGAAACAUAUCAUCGAAGGCACUCAAGAGUCUCUUGCACGCCUCCAAGUUGAGUAUGUUGAUGUUAUCUUUGCUCACCGAUGCGACGUGAACGUUCCGAUGGAAGAAAUUGUUCGUGCAUUCAACUACGUAAUCGAUAAAGGCUGGGCAUUCUAUUGGGGAACUUCGGAAUGGACGGCUCAGCAGCUCGAGGAGGCUUACCACGUUGCGAACAAGUUGGGGCUUGUAGGACCUGUCUCCGAACAAUGCCAGCAUCAUAUGUUCCAUCGUGACCGUGCCGAGAAAGAAUAUGCCCCGAUCUAUAAAAAGUACCACCUCGGCAACACGGUUUUCUCCCCGCUCGCGAGUGGCUUACUCACCGGCAAGUACAACGACGGUAUACCCAAGGGAUCGCGUUUCGAUGUCGAAAAGGACUUUUUCUCUUCAACAAUUAAAGCUCUUCAGUCCCCAGAAGGACAAGAGAAAAUCCGGAAAGUUAAGGAGUUGACCAAGUUGGCAAAGGAAGAACUGGAUACAACUCCGGGGAACCUAGCCCUCGCAUGGGUCGCUAAAAAUCCCAAUACAUCUACUGUCAUUCUCGGUGCUACGAAACCAGAGCAGCUUCUAGAAAACCUCAAAGCUCUUAAAGUCAUACCUAAACUAACUCCGGAGAUCAUAAAGAAGAUUGAGAAGAUUUUGGAUAACAAGCCGGAAAGUCAUCCAACAUACGGAAGACCUGCGCUUGACGAGUUUGGAAAGCAUUUGUAUUGAGUGUGUGAGGAGGAGAUACGGAUGCCUGUUUUUUUGAAAACGAGAAAGUCGCCGACUGUAACAUUAUAACAUAGGAAAAAUCGUCAAUGGAUAUAACGGGUGCAGCACCGUUCAUUGCAAGGAU
Messenger RNA from Marasmius oreades (fairy-ring Marasmius), 1407 nucleotides. RefSeq lists its product as uncharacterized. The record is from RefSeq and is a predicted model, not a curated record. Bases 195 to 1283 code for a protein of 362 amino acids. NCBI's taxonomy places the organism in Eukaryota, Fungi, Basidiomycota, Agaricomycetes, Agaricales, Marasmiaceae. The transcript has 13 exons.